UUGAGAAUUUUAACAUGAAUUCAUAAUUUCUUUCCUCAUUUCUUUCUACUAAUAAUUAUUGAAUCUUAGAAGACGUACUGUAUCACAGUACUGUUUACUGUCUUCAUCCUAAUAAGACUCAAGUCCUGGACUCCACUGAGACCACACUGAGGUCGAGAUGCUCAACAUGGGGGCUGUGCUGCUGUUACUAAUUGGUGUGGCUGAAGGUGUGAAGACCUUCUGCGACGCCACACAGCCACACAUCACGACCCAGUGCUUUGGCUCUCUGGGAGGAACUGUGGAGGUCCUGCUGCCUACUCACUCCCCACAUGAGCAUUCCUACACACUGAAGAAAGAAUAUUCUGUGAUUUGUUGCAACAGCAGAACGACAGUAAACAUUCGAUAUUCAUUUAAUGACAGUACUGGAAUAUUUACUAUAAAGGACAUCGACUGGUCAGACAAUGGUACAUACUCAAUGGAAAUACGUAAUGCUGCUGGAAUGAUAGUAGCAUAUACAACAUGUUAUUUAACCAUUCAAGUCCCAGACCGCAUCCCGUUCAUCGUUCGUCCUCUGACGGUGGUACUGCUGCUCCUAGCAGCAUUGGGAGUCUACUGGGCCCUAAAGAAGAAGAAAACCUCAAGACCUCGAGACAUCGCGCUGUCCUCCAUGGCGGUAGAUGAUGAUGUUCUGUACGGUAACGUCUCCGGGGCGACCGGAAGGAUAGACAUGUCUUCAGCAGUGUUCAGGCUGACCGAGUCGCAGCAGUCGGUCCUGCGGGCCUCUGAUGCGGCGGUGGCCUUCACCGCCCCCCCACGGGGCCACGCGGGCCCCAGGCUACCGCCAGGGCUAAGAAGCCGGAGGGGGUGGAGAAGGAGGCCCGAGCCCGUGUCGUCUCCGGGGGCGUCUUCGUGA
Molecule: messenger RNA, 892 nt
Organism: Gadus chalcogrammus (walleye pollock)
Lineage: Eukaryota; Metazoa; Chordata; Actinopteri; Gadiformes; Gadidae
Exons: 6
Coding region: 158-892 (244 amino acids)
Source: RefSeq, a predicted model, not a curated record